CAGCCGAGGCUCAUUGAGGACGCGCAGCAAAGCACGUUCCGCCUGGCCGCCAGCCUUAACCGGAUCCGCCCGGAUCUCCUGGAGCUGCAGGGACCUGGCAUUGAUGAGUCGCUGCGUGGCGCUAACCUUUUGUCGCUGGCCGCUGUUGCCUCGGCCACCACUGCCGAUGUGUCUAGUGACAUGCAGACCGACGGGCUGCGGUUCGUGCAGGUGUGCAAUUUCUACAAGGACGCCAAGCCCUCGGAGGCGGAUUCUACUAAAGCCCCUUGUGGCUGGCAUUGUCGAGCGCAUGGAGCAGCUUCUGGAGGAGUGGCCAGACCACGCCGUCCUGCAGGACAUCUGCAAGCUGGCCAGGCAGCUCCUCCAAUUGCCUGUGACGGCGCCGCUGGCCAAGCUACUGACCGGCCUGGAGAUGCUGUACCAAAAGUCGCAGGAAUGGCAGGCGUACGCCAGCCGCGACGUGUCGAUCGAGCAGCUGGCCGAUGUGGCCAGACUGAUUGUGCGCUGGCGCCAGCAGGAACUGAACGCCUGGCCGCACUUGCUGUUGUCGCAGGAGCUGGAGUUUGCGCGGCGGCCCAAUGAGUGGUGGUUCAAUCUGUACUCGUCGCUUCUGGGCGACACUGCGGAUUUUGCCGGGCUGGUCAGCGCCAUCGACCAGUUCAUGCAGGGCAGUCCUGCCGGCGAGUUCCGCGGCCGUCUCAACAUGCUUCAUGCAUUCUGCGGCCACCGCGCCGCCCUACUCUCCGCCCAAGCUUUGCAGGAGCACAAGAGCGUAAUGGACCUGAAGCGCUCGGACCCCGUCUACGCCCCGCUAUCCAAUGCCAUUGACUACUAUAGCCAGUAUGCUGUGGUGAUUGCCGAGCAUCUAGCAGCUGCGAAGAAGACUGGUCAAGAAGGACCUGACGCAGUAUGUCAAGAUCUCGUCGUGGAAGGAUGUGAACCCGGCGGCAUUGAAGGAGAGUGCAUUGCGCACCCACCGUCAUCUGACAAAGUGUGUCAGGCAGUGGCGCGAGGCACUGAGCCAGCCGAUCUUCCAAAUCAUCCAGAUUGCGCAAUCCGCCAAUAUUGCCCAUGCCAAGGUGCCCACCGUCCAGCUGGUGCCUUUGCCGCUGAGCGAUGCGGGCAUUGAGGUUGCGCCCACGAAGGCCCUGGCCACCACCGCUGUUACUGCGCUGCCGUGGAGAUGCGCUGGAGGUCGACGGCCAAAAGGCACUGGAGCUUCGCGAAGCUUGCA
Messenger RNA from Linderina pennispora, 1234 nucleotides. RefSeq lists its product as uncharacterized. The coding region runs from base 104 to 1129 and encodes 341 amino acids. Lineage: Eukaryota; Fungi; Kickxellomycota; Kickxellomycetes; Kickxellales; Kickxellaceae. Gene Ontology annotation, cellular component: preribosome, large subunit precursor. Gene Ontology annotation, biological process: rRNA processing; ribosomal large subunit assembly. The transcript has a single exon. The record is from RefSeq and is a predicted model, not a curated record.